AUGGCCAACGGCACUUCGGUUGGGGAGACUAAGUUCAUAUAUUACAUCGAUGAAGAAGAAACUCCUUACCUUGUUAAACUCAACAUUGCUCCAGAAAAAGUAACUCUUGGCGAUUUCAAGAACGCUCUAAACAGACCGCAUUCAAAAUUUUUUUUUAAAUCACUGGACGAUGAUUUCGGGGUUGUUAAGGAGGAAAUAUUCGAAGAUAACGCUCCACUCCCUUGUUUCAAUGGCCGUGUCGUUUCUUGGUUGGUGACUACAGAUGAAAGUAUAGCAUCUGAUCCAGGUAUUCUCAACCCCUCUGUUGAGGCAAACGCUAGUGCAAAUAGUAGUAAAUAUGAUCCUAACCUUGAUUUGGAGUCAAAUAAUACGCGCAACAACGAAUGCAAAAUCAGCUCUUGUGUACUUCAGUCACAUACGACCGCUGCUCCAGCUGAUUCUACUUCUGCAAACCUGGGUCAUGGAGGAAAUAUUGGACAAAAUUACGAUACAGAAACGGAAUCUGUACAUAGUGCUAACCAAGAUCGCAUUGCUCCUCUACGGAAUUUUCACAAUUAUAAAUCUAGUGGUCGACAUCACCAUACAACGAGUGGUGGUAGUCAUAUUACUCAACAGACAACCCAUAGUGGUUCACGCCAUCGCCACUAUCGUUAUUUGCCUAGUUCAAAUACCUAUGAAGCUCCUUCAAUGAUGAGUUCUGAUUUAGAAUCAACUAGCUUCUUAGACUCGGAAGAAGAAUCUAGCAGAUUUUCAUCAGUCACUGGAACAACAUUAUCUUCCCGUCGGUAUGGUCGUGCACGUCGCAGACGAAGACGUAGGCGUCCACCACCAAUCAGCCGAGCCUCUUCGUUCAGCAGUAUUACAGACUCCACCAUGUCUUUAAAUAUUGUGGCAGUUACGUUGAACAUGGAUAUCGUCAAUUUCUUGGGUAUCAGUAUAGUUGGUCAGUCAAAUAAAUCUGGAGAUGGUGGGAUUUAUGUAGGUUCUAUCAUGAAGGGUGGUGCUGUCGCUCAAGAUGGACGAAUUGAACCUGGGGAUAUGAUUCUGGAAGCAAAUGGGAUUAGUUUUGAAGAAAUGAGUAAUGACGAUGCAGUUCGCACAUUACGAGAGCAAGUUCAACGUCCUGGACCUAUUACAUUAGUUGUUGCUAAAUGUUGGGAUCCUAAUCCAGCCGAACGUUAUUUUACAAUACCUCGUCAAGAACCUGUACAUCCUAUUGAUCCGCGUGCCUGGGUGUUACAUACCAACGCAAUGACCACACCAGACUCACAGGUUCAAAGUAAUGAUAUACAUAGACAAGUUAAUGGGACUUCCAUGACUGGUGCCUCGUCAGGGGGUACAAGUGCAGCAGCGUUCAAUAUGGCUGCUUUACUUGCAGCCUCUAAACAAAAACAGCAACAAGAACAAGAACAUCAGCAGCAACAACAUUUACUUCAACAACGAAUUCAUUUAUCACAACCCGCAUUUUAUCCUACAUCAAAUUUACUACUUCCCCAUGGUCAUACUCAACAGGUCGCUCCUAGCAUUGUUACUGCAUCCAGCUCGCUGCCGGAGAUUGAACGUUACUCAGACCCCAUUCCAUUAGGUCUAUCGACAAGUAUUCCCACAGUUAUUCGUGCAAUGCUCCAACCUGAUUCUGGUCUCGAUAUUAGGGAUCGUAUGUGGCUCAAGCUAACCGUACCAAACGCGUUUAUAGGUUCUGAUCUAGUUGAUUGGCUUUUCCGUCACUUGGAUGGUUUGACCGAUCGCCGGGAAGCCCGAAAGUAUGCAUCUAAUCUGCUCAAAUUGGGAUACAUUCGGCAUAUUGUAAAUAAGUUAACUUUUUCGGAACAAUGUUACUAUGUCUUCCGGGAUAUAAGUGAACAUAUGUCUUGCUUAAGCCUAGAAGAAGUUGAUAGUGUCAGUGAAGUUGGUGCACAUUCUCAUCCCAAUUGGGGGCACAAUACAACAAGUACUAGUUUAACUGUUAGGGCUGGUGCUAGCAUGCCUGAUUACAAUCCGGGUUUUGCUGGAUCUCAUGGAAUCGGAGCAGCAAGUAGAGAAGGGAAUAGCAGUCAGUAUAGCACCGUCCCACCGAUGUAUCAUCCACCUGCUCCGCCUCUUGCUGCUCCUAUUCGUCAGUUGAUCGCAGACGGUCAAAAUAUAGCUGCUAACGCAAAUCUCCAACAGCCACACAGUGGGCCUCGAUUGAAUAAUGGAAAUAGGGAUAAUAUUUCAGGCUAUUCCAGUUCAACAUCUAGCACAAGUAGUGAGUCAGGUCAUUUCGCUCAUGAAAUUCCUGGACAUACGAAACCGCGCCCCAAAGAAACAUCCGCGUCAAACCACAUUGGGGUUCAGGGAUUCAGCCAUUCUAGACAACAAGAUUCAGUUUUACCAAAUGUACGGUCACUAAAACAGCAACAUUCCCAGUCAAAUUCUAAUUUGGCACAAAGUCUCUCUGCUACUGGUGGUGUUGCAGGCAAUCAGUCUAGAUUAAGACCUCCUUUUUAUUCUAAUGGUAAUGAUCUAUCUCAACAGAAUGAGCUUGCAGCAUCAUCUACAGGAUCUAGUUCAACUUCUUUUGGAAACCCAAGACAGAAUGUUCCCACUAAUAAUUCUGAUAGCAAGCAACACCAAACACAGGAAUCAGUUAAACGAGAUUCUAUGCUCAGUUCGAAAAGAAACGCGACUGUUCAAUUCACAUCGGCUGUCUCAUAUGUCAAAUCACCAAAAUUGUGCUCCUCCUCCUCCUCCUCCACCACGAAUUUCAACUGCUGUUUCUGGUUUCACACUCACAAGUCAUCCUUAGACAUGAAAUCUGGAAAAACAGAAUUACCGUGGUUUGGAAAGAUUUUUCUACCUCAUCCCAUCUCUUCUCGAAGGUUUCCAAAGAGAUAUAAUUAUUUUGACCACUUCGUUGUAAUUACAGUGAUAUGUGAUACUCGGAUUUCCAUAAUAUAA
Molecule: messenger RNA, 2940 nt
Organism: Schistosoma mattheei
Lineage: Eukaryota; Metazoa; Platyhelminthes; Trematoda; Strigeidida; Schistosomatidae
Source: the annotation of a GenBank genome assembly